This is a messenger RNA of Alexandromys fortis (reed vole), 1988 nucleotides long. RefSeq names its product WAS/WASL-interacting protein family member 3-like. The transcript has 9 exons. Lineage: Eukaryota; Metazoa; Chordata; Mammalia; Rodentia; Cricetidae. The record is from RefSeq and is a predicted model, not a curated record. Bases 856 to 1935 code for a protein of 359 amino acids.
CCACGCUACUCUCUCCCCAGCUGAGAAGCUUGAGGGACCCAAAGGGAGUGCUUGGAUUCCUGGGGCAGGGUUGGAUGAGACUCCCUAGCUGAGAGAAAAAGGCGGAUUCUGGGGAGCAUACCCCAAGGCUGGAACCAGUACAAAGAUGAGAUCCCGGAUUUGAAAAGGCUCUGGUUUCAAGCUCUUGGUUCCCCAGGUUAAGAUUAGGGAGUCCAUGCUAGGUGUGGUGGCUCAUGUCUGGAGGCCGAGGCAAGAAUAUUGCUUCAGCCGGGUGGUGGUGGCGCACGCCUUUAAUCCCAGCACUCGGGAGGCAGAGGCAGGCGGAUCUCUGUGAGUUCCAGACCAGCCUGGUCUACAGAGCUAGUUCCAGGACAGGCUCCAAAGCCACAGAGAAACCCUGUUUCGAAAAAAAAAAAAAAAAAAAAAGAACAUUGCUUCAGAUUUGAGGCUAGCCUGGUCUAUGAUGUAAUGCUCUCUCAAGAACUAAUAAAUAAAUAAAAAUUCUGGGCUCUAGGAGCUUGAGGAGAAACAGAUGUUCACCUCUUUGUAUGGAAAUGGCUUCUGUGCCUUACUCAGCUUUGGCUACACCGGGAAGAACAGCACUCAGCCUUCCUGAAUUCCUGAAGAUAACAAGGAGGGUAUAUCCUGAACAGGACAGACAGUGAGGUGUCCAGCAUGUCUGCUCUCCAGGCAGGGCUGAAGCCAAACUUUUAAGGAAGCCUUUCCCGGAAUUUGCUUACAGGGUUACUUUUACCAACAAGGCCCAGUGAAAAGCUGGGUGUGGAGGCCCAUGCCUUUGAAGUCCGCAUUGGGAAAACAUGGACAGCACCAGCCUACCUCCAGUAGUCCCUCUCGAUGGAAGUCCUGGACGAGUACGACAACGAAUUCCCCCAGAGUGUGACCUUCUGCCAACUCAUCUCCGAGGAGGACUUCGAGAGGCAAGCUGCUACCUACACGGAGCGCGCGCUGCGCCGCCUCUUCCGCGCCUUGGACCGCAAUCCAGCGCUGGCGGAGAGGGUCGUUCGCAAGGGCAAGCAGACAGAGAUGGAACAGAGCGGACUCCUCUCCGGCCUCUGGGCGAAGUUUGUCUGUGCUGUCCAGGGGGAACUGAACCAGUGCAACAGCAUGGGUGCCCUGGAGAUGCAUCAGCGCCUGGAGCAGCUGAAGUGGCGCAUCCACCGUGUACACCUGUAUUCCCGGGGUGCCAAGAAGAGGAGGAGGAGGAGGCUGAAACCCAAGAGAGCAGCAGAUCCUGUCAUCUUCAGAGACCGGUCAACCUCCCCAUGCUUGCCACCAGCUCCAUUACCACCACCAUUGCCACCGCCACCGCUACCUGUCACCACCAUGGCCUCUGUAGUGGCUGCAUCACCUCCUGUCUAUACUAUGCCCAGGGUCUUUGGCCCCUUUCCUCCUCUGUCUGGCAAGCCGAUGGAGAAACUGGAUAUUUCAAGGUCUGAAGUGAAAUUAAACUGGAACAGUCUUUCGUCAACUUCUAAGAGCCACAUGGUCGACCUGACCCCCUUGGUCCUCAACCCUGGAGGCUUCCAUUUCUCCUAUUUGGCAGGAAACAAUGCACACAAGCUGCAUUGCCCUGGCUUCCCCUGUGUUGGUGAUGGAGCCCAGGACCUCAUACAUGCUCGGGCAGCAGCAUCCUGUAGUGAGCCCUCCAGUACCAACGAGGCUCCAUCGCCUGUUGUGAAAGCUUCCAUCUUUACUCCGCCUGUCCUACUCAAGUUCCAGCCUGUGCCCAGACCUAAAGACAAUUCAGAAACGUUCCAGCCUGUGCCCAGACCUAAAGACGAUUCAGAGAUGUUCCAGCCUGUGCCCAGACCUAAAGACGAUUCAGAGACGUUCCAGCCUGUGCCCAGACCUAAAGACGAUUCAGAGAAUGACCCUGGCAGUGCAGAGUCCAUUCCUGCCAAGAAGAGCGAGUAACCUCUUCCCUACAGACCAUGUCCCAGGAAUGAAUAAAAUUCCUACAGAGGUGC